Messenger RNA from Danio rerio (zebrafish), 199 nucleotides. RefSeq names its product three-finger protein 5 (gene thfp5). NCBI's taxonomy places the organism in Eukaryota, Metazoa, Chordata, Actinopteri, Cypriniformes, Danionidae. The record is from RefSeq and is marked validated.
UUCAGAUCUGCUUCACAGUCAAGAAUGAUGAAGGUUCUGCUGCUGGCUCUUGUUCUCGCACUGGUGUUUGCGAAUGGCUCCUCCUUGAUAUGUAACAGAUGUGUCCCCUCCAGACCUGGAGGAAGUUGUGUGACCACUAAAGAAACCUGUGGCUAUAAACAAGACACGUGUGUAUCUGCCAGGUUCACCAUACAACCCU